UUUCCGUGCAAGGCGGGACAGAUCCACUGGAAACCGAACUCUACAUCAAGGGAGCAAUACAAGUGUCUGGAGUGCCCUUCUUGCUUUGAGGGAUUAGAGCCUUCUGUCCCAUGUGGCAGUUCAGUUCCAUACAAUACUCCUGUUCACUGUGUGCCAUGCCAACUUGGUAAAACUUACUCAGACGGAAAUAACAAAGAGCAAUGUAAAACAUGUAGGGUGUGUUCCCCAGGGAAAGCGAUAAAAAAGAACUGCACCGUAUCAUCAAACACUAAAUGUGAUGAUAAAUGCGCGCCGGGAUAUUAUGGGGUGCCAUUUAUCUUCGCUUGCCAUCCUUGCACAAAAUGCUGCAAUGACGAGAAAGACAAAUUUGCAGAGGAAUGUGUAAAUUCGAAACAGAAAUGUAAGGUUCGCUCAAUGCCUUGCAAAACAGAAUCAACGCCGUCUUCAACUGCAGGUACAGUUGGACAAUCGACACUAACCGCCCUACAGUCAAGUCAUAAACCAGGGAAACAAGUGUCUGCAAUUCCGCCUACUUUGCCUGGGAACAGUCGUGUUGUUGAUGAUCGAGACAAGGUAGCAACUUUUCAAAAGGACAACGCUAAUGGCGAUGAUAAUACAGAAAUUAUUACUGUGGCAGCAGUGUUUGCAGUGCUUGGGGUGUUAAUAGCCAGUGUUGCUGUGAUGGUCCUCAUAUAUCAAGGGCAAAUACCCAUAGAUACCGGAUUGUGUCGCUCUGAUAGAAGUCAUGAUGAAGGUGCAAUUGAAGCUUAUCAACUUAGGCAGCUAACUUUUACAUCGCAAGGGCAGCUUCAGCAAGGUAAAAAGUUUUAAAUAUUAAAGUGAAACCCACUUUACAUCAACUGACAUAACGUAGUCAGGAAAAACGGACCCAAUUGUUGUAUUGCUUGAGCAGUGCCCGCUGUAAUCUUAUAUGUCAUGGUAUUCAGUGACAUUGUAUUUUGAUGGAUGACUGCCGUAAAGGGAUAAAUACUGAAAUAAAUAUAAAUAACUGAGUGAUAAUCAUUUGUCGCAAUUCCCCCCUUAGAUAUGAGAGACAAUAUUUGAUGUCAAAAAGGACGGGUAUUUCGCCCAAAGCGUGAAUUCUAACCAGGGGCGAGGUCAGCUGAAUUAUGUUGCAGUAUAUUUUAGAAUAACCCUAUAACAUACUAAUCUGGUUAUAUUUUAUAGGUGGUAUGACACUUACAGAGUUGGAGAGCAAUAACCAAGAGCUCUUUGACGAGAUCUGCUUGAUGCUUGAUAACGGAAAACGAUGGUUCAGGUCGGAUUAUGAACGUUUAGCUGCACAGUUCGAGGAAAUUCCACUUCUUAUUCGCAACACCUUGAAAUCCGAGCUUCAAAGAGGAGAAAGUCCUUCAAAGUUGUUAAUGACCAACCUCCAAACAACAUAUCCAAGUCUUUCUUUAUACCAUCUUGUCGGGAAGCUGAAAAAGAUUGGACGUAAUGACGUUGUCAGAAAACUAUCGCCUUAUGUGCAGGACAAUGUUGAAAGCCCACCUAAUUAG
Messenger RNA from Porites evermanni, 1523 nucleotides. Lineage: Eukaryota; Metazoa; Cnidaria; Anthozoa; Scleractinia; Poritidae. The record is from the annotation of a GenBank genome assembly.